Molecule: messenger RNA, 1035 nt
Organism: Paramecium octaurelia
Lineage: Eukaryota; Ciliophora; Oligohymenophorea; Peniculida; Parameciidae
Source: the annotation of a GenBank genome assembly
AUGUUUAGAAAGGUGCCUGGAUAUUGUUUUGGAAAGUACAAAUUUAAUGCCAACAUCAUAAAUAAAGUUUCUACCUUACUUAAGAUUAAACCUAGUUUAGCAAAUGAAGACAUCAAUUUCUUUGGUGAUGUUAGAUUGUUGGACUCGUAAAAUAAAUUGAUUGGUGUUUUUGCAUGUGAAGAGGCUAGGAAGAAGGCAGAUAAAUUGGGAUAAGACUUAAUCAUGAUCAAUCAAGAAAUUAAGCCUGCUUUAUGCAAAGUUUGUGAUUACUCUGAUGAACUUGCAUCUAAAUUCAUGAACGACAUUGUAAAGAUUAAGGAAUAAUAAAAAUUGAAUGAUCAACAUUUUAAAUUAAGUCAUAGCAUAACAAUGUAAGAUUUGAAAUUGAAGGUUAAUUAAGCUAAAGAUUUGAUGAAAAAAUAAAAUACUCUUAGAGUCACAAUUAUAUGUCCAAUUGAAACAGCUAUCCAGGCUAAGAGCAUUUUAUAUACUGUAAAAUUGAUGACUAUUUGUAUAGUUAAAAGAUCUGUCCUAAUCUUUUAUGAUUCCAAUAGGAGACAUAAAAACCAAGGAUUAUAAAGAAAAGGAAUAAUUUGAUAAAAAGAAAGAGCAAGUAGAAUAAGUCUAAUUGGACAUCGAAUUUGAAGCUAUUGAAAAGUCAGAAUAGCACCUAGAUUUAGCUUAAAUAAAAAUAGAGAGAUUAAUCAACCAAUAUUAUUCCCGUAGUCUUUAGUAUUAUUCAUUCUUAUAUUCAGGGAGAAGACAGAGGAUGAAUAAGAACUUGCUGAUCUCUUCAAAGUGCAACAAACUGAAAAGGAUAAAAAAGUUGAAAUUUAGGAGAACAAGAAAACUAAAUUGGAGGAGUUGAUGGAUGAUGACGGACUAGAUUUCUAACUUCAAGAUGUUUCAACUAAUAUCUAAUGUAAAUUCAUUAAAUUUAAGGAUUAGCAUGUUAUUUAAGGGAUGGCAAUUUGUCAAAAUAUGUGAAGUUAUAUAAAAUGAUUGAGUGGUCUUAAGGAAGAAAAUGAUCAUAAU